This is a messenger RNA of Rosa rugosa (rugosa rose), 2436 nucleotides long. RefSeq lists its product as uncharacterized. The coding region runs from base 599 to 2338 and encodes 579 amino acids. The transcript is spliced from 13 exons. NCBI's taxonomy places the organism in Eukaryota, Viridiplantae, Streptophyta, Magnoliopsida, Rosales, Rosaceae. The record is from RefSeq and is a predicted model, not a curated record.
GUUUUUCCUUUUUCUUGUUGCAAUUUUACCUAGCUUGAUCCUCUUCACCAAACUUGUUCAUGCACACAAAGUUCCAAAGAGGGCAAUAAAUCCGUGAAAAUAGUAGGAAAUAAUAAAUUUCCUUUUUCAAAAAUCAAAACACAAAACCGGCCCAAAAACUCCCGUGUCCCUCAUUCAAAAUAAAGCUCCUGCACUGCACACUGUAGUUAUCAAGCUCUGACAUUAACAGGCGUCGCUGUCCGGUCGAUACAAAGGUGGCCUGGAAACGAGUAGGACAGGUUUGGAAAAGAAGAGGAGGUUCUGGUGUGUGUCUUGGACUAUUUGGUUUUGGUCAAAGGAGUUUUGUGAUAAGCAAAUUAUAAUUUGAAAACAGCAAAGAUAUUCUCUGCACACCAUUAAAAAAAAAAAAACAGAAAAAAAAAAAACUUUGCUGGCCAAAACAGAAUUCCCAGGAGGCUACCUGAAACUAAUUGAUCUAAGUCUUGAGGGUCUGUUAGCAAGAAGAAAUAGGUGUGUUCAGUGUGCAAACGUUUGAAGGUUCUUGCAAUACAUACAUUUGAUUCGUUCCACAAGCUUGUUAGUUUUGAAAUUUCGCGAAAUGGCGACCUCGGCGUUCAAAUCGACGACGAAGCGGAUGCCGACCGGGAGCUCUCCGGCUCCGGCGGAGGACUCGGCUUCGGUUAAUCGGUCUCACCGGCGCUCGCGCAGCCUCAGCUGCUUCUCGCGCGGGCUAACGGAGCCGCCUGCCGAGGAGUUUGAAGUCAAUCCGACUCCCAGGAGGAAGUUUGUGAACACGGUCAGGGGCUCGGGGUUCCCGGAGAUUAGUCUUGAUGACCUGGCGAUUGAGCUGUUUGAUUCUGGCUCGGAUGAUAGAGGAAGACGCUCGGCGUUGCGGAGUUCCGAAACUACCCCUGCCCAGAGGCGGGGGAGGUCGGUGUCGAGGCAUGGCCCGAGGGUGAGCAGCGGCGGCGGUGAGACGAGGGGCCGUGCUGGUAAUAGCUCAGGUGGAGGGAGGGUAGUUUCGGAAAGUAAGACAAAUUCGAGGCAAAGGCGAUCAGUUUCUGUUGCUCGGUAUCAGAUGAGCGAUUCAGAGAGUGAUCUCGAUCAUACUCAUAAUCGUAGCACUGCUAAGUCGAAAAACUUCACUAGUGGAAACAACCACAUGCCCUUGUCCCGUAAGUCAUUGGAUUCAAAUUAUAGGCCAGGAUUAAGAAGGUCUCUUAGCCAAAAAGAUCUGAAGUGCCAUGAUGGUUACUCCAGCCAGUCUUCUGUCCUAACUGAUGAUGAGGGGAAGGAUGCUUAUAUCUAUAAAAAUGGGGCUGAGAAGACUAUACGAGCUGUAUAUUCAGAGAAGAAGGCAGAGCACCCUGCUGGUAAUGAUAUGAAAAGUGGAUUAUAUGAAGUAAUGCGAAAAGAACUUAGACAUGCUGUGGAAGAGAUUAGGACGGAACUUGAACAGGAAAAGGGCAAAACUAAAUAUACUGUUCCAGCACCUGGUGAUUCCUUGCGUUCUAACGGUUCAGAUGUAGUUCAGGCUGUUUCUUCGAUCAGGAAGAAUUAUUCUUCCAAAUUGGAACGGUCAGAAAAGCGUAAACAAGAUUUAUUAGCGGAAAUAGUGCUGGAGGAACAACACAGUAGGGAACUCUCAAAGAUUGUAAAAGAAUUGCUUCCUGAGCCAAAGAAAAUUGUCAGUCCAGACAGACCGUCACGAACUAGAAGGAGGAGCAAUGACAAAGGUAGGGUGUCUAAGCGACUGACUGAGGAAGCAGAGAGAUAUAUUGAGGACUUCAUUUCAAAUGUUGAAGACACAGAUAUAUCAUCACUUGAUGGUGAAAGGAGUGAUACAAAUUCCAGCUUAGGAGGAAUAAUGAAGGGCGAAACUUUUCAGAGUCCAGCCAUGUCAACUCCUCCUCCUCCUGUUUUCAUGGAUGGCGUUGUACUGCCUUGGGUGCGGUGGGAGACUAGUAAUGAUGGUACUCCUAUGGGGUGCAGGAAUAAGACUGAACCACCAAUGACCCCACAAUCUUUUUCAUGGGGUGCUUCUCAGGAAGUGACCAAUGCGCAAGACCAUAGUCAGUCUGCUAGUAGCCGUGGGAGUUGGAGCCCUGGAAUAAUCGAUUCCCUGCCAUUUAACAUCAUGGAAAAUGCAUCCAGUAAAAUUGAAGAAUCUGGUAAUUACCAGCGCCAAUCAUACCCGGGCGGGUCAAAUCCUUCACGCUUUGACAUGGAAAAGUAUCUCCAGCUUAAAAACAAUGAAGAUUUUCUCUUAGAAACACUGAAGCAACAGCGCAGAAUUGGUUCUGGGGGCCUCCUGCUUUGUAAUAGAAUGUUGAUUUAGCUAUAAUUAGUUAUUUGUAAGACUGCAACCGUAAACUACAUCGAUAUCAUUGUAUAUUUUCUCCAUCUAUCAAGCUUUGUAGGUAUCCAUUGACAAUA